CAGAGACAGUCAACUUUUCCACUGUCAACUAAUCUGAUUUGGAUGAAAUGGAUGACGUUGCCGUGGUCCAAAGCGAAAAUGAGAAUUUACGCAAAGUGCGGACGAGAUUGCUUCAGUGGGAGUCAAGUAGUGACGCGCUUGCUCCAUUAAAUGCUCUACAAUUGGAAUGCUUGGAUGUGAUAAAUAACCAGUGUCGAACCUACAAUGAGGUGCCGGAAGCCACAUCUAACGCAGGCUAUGGAGAACAAUCAACUACUGCGGACAAACCACAUUAUGACUCAACGAGUAUUACCGGCAGUGCAAGUGCGCAAGAAUUACUAAGAUUACCAUCGCCUGGAAUCAACAACAGUAAAGAUUUCCUAUUGUGGUACGAUCGAGUGAAAGAGGAAAUUACACGUCACGCAGAUGCACAUCAUUAUCAGUACUUGCAACAGCUGGAACAACGCGAUGCUGAGUGUGGGGAAAUUUCGGAACAGAUCAACUCCGCAAUGGGGCAGCUCAAGUCGUUGAAUAGUGAAUAUGAAACAGUAUCACAAAAAACUAGUGCACUCAAUACAGCCAGCGAAAAGUUGACGGAGGAGCAAAAACGUUUACAAAAGCUAGGAGAUGAAAUACAGCGACGAUUGCACUAUUUCAGCCAAGUAGAGCUGCUGCAUCAGCGGCUUCAAAGCCCCACACUCUCCGUGGCAAGUGAGGCAUUCCGUGAUUGUUUGGAUCGUAUCGAUGAGUGUCUUGAGUACUUGAGAGCAAAUCCCAAGUUCAAAGAUGCUGGUGCUUACACAGCAAAAUACAAAUACUGUCUAUCGAAAGCCGUGACUUUAAUAAAGAACUACACACAAGUUGCAAUGUCACAAGCGACCGCUGCCACGCUGCAUCCCAAGCAGUCGCAUUUUGCAAUGCUACAAAGCACGACAUCAACUGCAAUAGAAGGUGAAAAGAAAGCCAACACCAUAACAGCAAGUACUUCCCCGGAUGCAGCGUUCGCACUUUAUUAUGGCAAAUAUCAAACAGCUGCUGUGAAAAUUAAGCGCGUGGCACAACUUGUCGAAUCUCGUUUAGAACGCAGUGUAGAAUAUGAACAGCUGCUAGCGGAAAUGCAUCAAAAUUAUCUAAACGAAAGGGCAACUAUUAUGUCACCAGCUGUUAAUAAAGCUAUACAAGAGCUGAAGGCGGCACACAAGGGAGAUCAUUGUGCGCUCACGCGCAGCGCUUGCUCAUUCCUAGUGCAUGUUUGUCAGGACGAGCAAAGGCUCUUUUUCCAGUUUUUCGCGCGGGGCAGCGAUCAAUUGACCACUUAUCUGGAAGGCCUGUGUACCAUAUUGUACGAUACAAUGCGACCUUUCAUUAUACAUAUUAACCACUUGGAGACAUUGGCGGAAAUAUGUUCGAUUUUACGCAUUGAAAUGCUCGAGGAGCAUGUACAACAAAAUCCUGGGGCGCUCGAAGCUUUUGCAAAUACCGCAAAUCAACUACUGCAGGAUGUACAGGAAAGGUUGGUUUUCCGUGCGCAUCUCUAUUUACAAUCGGACAUUUUGAAUUACAAUCCGUCGGCUGGUGAUCUGGCCUAUCCAGAUAAAUUAGAGAUGAUGGAGAGCAUUGCUUUGUCACUGCAGGAGCCACAGCACAUGCGUCGUUAUGACUCGCGGUCUUCGCUCAAUUCAAGUAUUUCAAGUGCAAUAGAAACGGAAAGCGUAGAUACUGCAUAUCGAGCACGUAAUAUAAAUUCAUCUCCGGCGGAUUUGCAUGGCAUGUGGUAUCCCACUGUACGUCGUACAUUAGUAUGUCUUUCGCGUCUUUAUCGUUGCGUGGAUCGACCCAUAUUUCAAGGUCUCUCGCAGGAGGCACUCAAGCUAUGCAUACAAAGCGUGUCCGCAGCCGCUUCCAAAAUUUCAACAGCUAAGACCCCAAUAGAUGGCGAACUGUUCGAAAUCAAGCACUUGCUAAUAUUGCGGGAACAAAUAGCUCCCUUUCGUGUUGACUUUACCAUCAAGGAGACUUCGUUGGAUUUCAGCAAAGUAAAAACUGCUGCUUUUGGUCUUUUACACAAACGUAAACAGCUUUUCACCAUGGGCAGCAAUAAUGCCCUGCUCGAGUUUCUGCUCGAAGGUACACCACAGAUAAAGGAACAUUUACUUGAUUCACGUAAAGAAGUCGAUCGCCAACUCAAAAUGGUGUGUGAGCAAUUUAUUAAGGACGCGGUGCAUAUGUUAGUUUCACCAAUCUUGCAAUUUUUGGAUAAAGCACAAGCAUUAUUACAAACGAAGGACAGCAAAGUUGCCGCAAAUGAAAAAGAAGCUGCUGCACCAAAACUAAAUUACGCCUUACGCCAGAGCGCAUGGGCAAGCCCACAGCAAAUUAGCAGCAUCAUUCAGGAAACACAACGUUUAAUCAAAAGUAAACUAUCAACACUGCAGCGUUCAAUGCAGCUAUACUUAAGUAAUCGUGAUACUGAAUUUAUAAUAUUUCGACCGAUACGAAAUAACAUCAUUCAAACAUUUGUUAAACUGGAACAAAUACUAACCACAAACGGUUACAACAACGACGAUAUGACCAUCACUGGCUGUCCAACGGCUGAACAGGUGUCUGUACUAUUGUCUAGCGCAAGUAUACUGGCGACUGAAGGUAUAGUUAACUUCUCAGCGGCGGCACGAAAAAUCAGUACCUCAUCAAAUGAGGAGACAGCGAUAGGUGUAGCGGCCCCGAGAAGGACAAGCUUCGAAAAACGUGUGUCGUUUGAAGGUGGCGCAACGCCAGUAACUACUAUGGAAAAUCUCCCCGAAAUGCCCGAAUCUGGCUCGUCUGCUGCAUCACCGGCACCACCUCUAACGGUUUCGGAUAACAAUGAGAAUGAAGAAGGCAUAGCGGCGAAAAUUGCUAAGUAGUUCCGUUUACCGGUUAGAUGGGAGCUCACGCAAUGUACAACGUUGAUAGUAUGCUACACGAUUUGAAUUAAAAAUUUAAUUUGUGUUAUUAUUCUUACUUAGUUUAUGUAUGCAUGUAUGUAUAUGUUUCGUUGCUUGCCGAGAACUUAUAUUCCAUAGGCCAGCCUAUUAACCUACAUAUUACUUUUUCAAAUAUUAAUAUAGUGAAAUAUAUUCAGCUACGACUUAUCUAUAUAUA
Messenger RNA from Rhagoletis pomonella (apple maggot), 3120 nucleotides. RefSeq names its product conserved oligomeric Golgi complex subunit 3-like. The coding region runs from base 48 to 2882 and encodes 944 amino acids. Gene Ontology annotation, biological process: Golgi organization; intracellular protein transport; intra-Golgi vesicle-mediated transport. The record is from RefSeq and is a predicted model, not a curated record. The transcript has 9 exons. NCBI's taxonomy places the organism in Eukaryota, Metazoa, Arthropoda, Insecta, Diptera, Tephritidae. Gene Ontology annotation, cellular component: membrane; COG complex; cis-Golgi network.